AAUGUCGAAACGAAAGGUAGGGAGUCGGCGCCCCGGUUUCGGUUUCGAAUCUGUCCAUCUUCGUUCAGAUUCGUUCGUUCGCUGUUCGCUCAUAAGGACAAAAAUCUUCCGCAAACAGUGGCAGAGUACGAGUACGAGGACAAAUACAAAUUCAGCGUUGUGUUUGCUUUGAAUCAAAACACAUUCUUGUGAGUCAGACGAAGGCGUUGUGUGAAAACUUUGUAGAAUCAAUAUUUGAAUUUGCUCGUCUAAAAAUCAGUGUGAAUUACAUUUAAAAAUGGCAAUUAGUCGGUUAUCUAUCAUCAAAUUUUUGGAAUUGGCCAUUGCCAUCGCAUGUAUUGGUCUUCACUACAAAAGCAAAACCAAUGACUUAGACACCGACACAUUAUCCUCAGCAGCUUUUGGAGGAUAUGUUAUUAUUUUGAUAGGAGGAUUUGCAGGUUACCUCAUGAGUACUCCAUUCAACAAAAGGAUCGACAUCUUCUUCUCCCUGGUCGGUUGCGCCCUCUUCGUUGCCGCCGGUGCAUUGAACAUUAAAAUUUAUGACAAAUACGGAAAAUCAGAAUGGAGAGACUUCGGCCUGGCUAAAGCUUCAUUGGCUAUUGUCAACGGAGCCCUAUUCCUGUUGGACUCCCUCUUAACGUGGAGAGGCGAUUUCUAAACUAUUUUAAGUUGUUUUUAAAUAUAAACGAACAUACCAACAGAUAAGUUAGCGAUUUGUUAAAGCUACCUCGAUUAUUGACUAAAUGUGAAGCAGAUUGUUAAAUAUUUUAUAGGUACUCCCUUAGUCCAUAAAUAUGGCAAACAUUUUGGCCUUUUAUCUCAUUUUUUCGGAAAUAUGUACAAAUCAACAAAAAUAUCUGAAACCGCCAAGGUCAGACAAGGUCAGAAAAUUUUAACUACGCGACGUUGUCAGAUCAAUAGGUUUAAAAGGUUUUUAGAUUUUUUAUUUAUUAUCUAUUUUACAGUAAAAUCUCCUUCUGCUUUCUCCUGUGUAAAUUUUAAAACAUUGUAUAUAAUUUCGCGAGAUUUUGCGCUUAGUGUCCUAUUUUUCACGGAACUUACAAUAGUCAUGUAUAAUGAAAAAAUAUUAAAUGUACAAUAAAUAAACAACUAUUCGACUAUUUUAUGUGGCAAUGUUGCGAAACCACUGGUUUCGUGCCCAAUCCAUUUUAAAUGAAUAUUUACUAUUUGCACCAACGCGUUCAACUGAAGAUCUCUCUCCUUGAUUUCCUGCCUGAGUGACUUUCGCAGUUUCAGAUGUUUCUGUACAAUUGUACUUCUCGAUUUCUAGUCAGGUACUACUCUAACUCAAGCGAUUUUGCUGCUGCUCGUUAAAAAUCAAGCUAAAAAAAUUCAAUCAUCUUGUCGACAGUACUGUUAGUACUUAGGGAAGCUGAAGGAAAUGGAUAUAACUGCAAUCACCAGGAUUCAGUGAUUUAAAAUCUGUAGACUCGGAUUUGAUAUCCUGGUGAUUGCAGUUCUAUCCAUUUCCUUCAAUUUCCCUAAGUACUAACAGUACUGUCGACAAGAUGAUUUAAUUUUUUUAGCUUGAUUUUUAACGAGCAGCAGCAAAAUCGCUUGAGUUAGAGUCGUACCUGACUAGUAAUCGAGAAGUACAAUUGUUAUUAAUUUACAAAGUAAAUGAAGUACAAAAUAUUAUUUUAACCCUUUUAAUAUAAAGUCCGAGCAUUAAAGUUUUCUUUGAAUUAAAUUCAUUAAAUCAACGUUUUUAAGACAUUUAUACCAUAUUUUCUGACAGGGGAGUUAUCAAUGAUGCAUUUUUUAUUUGGAUAUUUAAUGUUAACCUUUUAUCAAUAUGUUAUUUCGUUGUACAAUAUUUUUUCGUGUUAAAAGUUUUUUAAUUUUAAAAUUGAUUAUUCGCGACUUGCUAGAUUUGUUUCUAGAAGUUAGUACUAUUUAAUAUAUGUAAAGCUUUCAUUGUCGUUUUCUCGUAAUUGCGAAUGAGCUUAUGUUUAGCAGCGUUCAUAGUUUAAGCAUAACACAUUGUUUACAUCUGAUACAUUUUUAUUUUUACGCGAAUCUUAUGGUACCGUUCAAAAACCAUUCAAAAUAGGAACCAAAUACUUUGAACUACAUAUAUUUUUAUAAACGUAUACCAUAAAAAAUACAUAAACAUAUGGAACAUUUUUUGCAUUUAAAGAACACAAAAUUUUUUGUUGAUAUUAUAUUUUUGUAAUGAUAUAGUUUUUAUACUAAAAUAUAUUUUUUUGAUACUCUUAUAUGUUUAUAUUUAAUGUUAAAAAGCUGUCGCAAUGUUGUAAUGUUAGUGUAUAAGCUUUAAAUUAUUGACCAAUAAAACAUAUUCGAAUUAAA
Molecule: messenger RNA, 2337 nt
Organism: Diabrotica virgifera virgifera (western corn rootworm)
Lineage: Eukaryota; Metazoa; Arthropoda; Insecta; Coleoptera; Chrysomelidae
Product: protein snakeskin
Exons: 3
Coding region: 278-661 (127 amino acids)
Biological process (GO): septate junction assembly
Source: RefSeq, a predicted model, not a curated record